Drosophila ananassae is the source of this 2335-nucleotide messenger RNA. Its product is annotated as protein regulator of cytokinesis 1. The transcript has a single exon. NCBI's taxonomy places the organism in Eukaryota, Metazoa, Arthropoda, Insecta, Diptera, Drosophilidae. The coding region runs from base 321 to 2156 and encodes 611 amino acids. Gene Ontology annotation, molecular function: microtubule binding. The record is from RefSeq and is a predicted model, not a curated record. Gene Ontology annotation, biological process: mitotic spindle midzone assembly; microtubule cytoskeleton organization. Gene Ontology annotation, cellular component: mitotic spindle midzone; cytoplasm; spindle.
AAAUCUUUGAACAAAAACACAGCUAAAAAAAAAUUUCAGACUACGUUACCCGAGAAAGGAAACUUCAAAUUUGUAAAUUGCCAUUAAUCUAAGACUUGUUUGCCUUAUAGACUUUUCGUGCAUUGUGCGCUCACAUUUUGUACCAGACAUAACAUAACACUGUUUAUCGGGGUCGGUAGUGAUCGCUGUAGAAUAUUUUGCAACACCGUUUACUAGCUAUGUACAGUUUGAAAUUUACCGGUGCACUUUAUUAGCGUCUCCUGCACUUGUUACGAACUAAAAAUUAAGAAUAAUCGAUAAUUGCGAUCGCGAAAGGAGCCAUGGUCUUCGUCGAGCACAAGACUAAGAUCCUGGAGCUGACGAGCCAGCACGUGGAUCGCCUGCAUGAGCUAUGGUCGCAUAUGUUCGAGCCGAAGACUUGCGAGGAGUUUCUCGUCCGACUGAAGGAUCACGCCGAUAGCUUCUACACCGAUCUGUUGAACGAGUCCCGGGAGAAGCAGCAAUGUAUCCAGAAGGAGAUAUCCAGCCUGCGGGCCGAGGCCAGCACCCUAACACAUCUGCUCCACGAGCCCAUGGAUAUUGGCGAUCGUCCGGAGGACAUGCCCCUGGUGUUGUGGCAACUGAAGCUGGACGAGAGCAUCGAACACCUACGCGACGGUCUGGCCAAGCGGCGGGCGGAGAUCAGUGAUAUGCUGCAGAAACAGGAGCAUUUGUGCAAGGAGUUGGGCGAGCAGCCACUGCCCCUGCUGGACGAUCCGCUGCCCACGGUGGAGGAAAUGGGCUAUUUUCGGGAGCACCUCGAUCAGCUUCGCGAUCAGCGGGUGCGGCUAGUCGAAGAGAUGAAGGAACUGCGCCAAAGCAUCAAGCAGGACAUGAAGGUGCUGGGGUGCCUUCCGCAGUCGGAUGCCGAGGAGCGUCUCCUCAACCAGGUGAACCAUACUCUCACGCCCGACACCUUCAAGAGCCUACGUCGCAUGCAAGCGGAGUUCGCCGAGCAGGUGAAGGAGCUGCACGAACAGAUCGACGACAUGCGACAGAAGAUCCAUGUGCUGUGGGAGCGCCUCCAGGACACCGACGAAUACGCCCAACGGCGGGUGAGGGAGUCCACGGCCUACACCCAGCACACCUACGACGUGCUGCGGGAGGAGCUGCACCGGUGCCAGGCCCUCCGCCGCCAGAACCUGAAGGUCUUCAUCGAUCGCCUGCGAGUGGAGAUCAAGGCGAUGUGGGAACUGACCCUCAAGGGUCCCGCGGAAUGCAAGCGAUUCGCUAGCUUCUACAACACACACCUCACCGAAGAGGAUCUGGAGCUGCACGAGCUCGAGCUGGACAAGUUGAAGAGGCUAUACGAGGGGAACAAGAAGAUAUACGAGAUGUACAGCAACCGUGGGGAGAUGUGGGCCCGCAUGAUUGCGCUGGAGGCGAAGGCCAACGAUCCGAACAGGUUCAACAAUCGCGGCGGGCAGCUCCUCAAGGAGCAGAAGGAGCGCAAGGCCAUUACGGCCAAGCUACCGAAGAUCGAGCAGCAGAUAGCGGAGCUGGUGGAGGAGUACGUGAGUCAGGCCAAGGUGCCCUUCCUGGUGAACGGGGUCAACAUUCUGGAGCAGAUGGCCGCUGACUGGGAGAAUCUCCGCCAGCCGAAGCAGGCGCCGCCCCUCUCCGGCAAGAAAGAAGUUGGCCACAAAAUGAUGCCGCCGUCGGCGCCUCUAACGCCCAAAGCACUCAAAGGCAAGCCCGGCGUCUACGGGUCCACAUCAUCGCUAAAGAAGACGCCGUCGAAGAUGAAGUCGCCCAGCGCCGCCAAGAGCACGGGUAAUCUGCAGAAGCGGCGCCACCCAAACACCACCAACAACAACAUUGAAAACACCAACGAACCAACGGCGGCGGCAGCGAAGAGGAACCUGAUUGCCUCCCUGGAGUGCAACAACGGUGUCCUGGGGACCAAUACACAGCGAAAGCUGCUCAAGUCGCCGCAGAAGAAGGUGCGCGUGCUGGACUACUCGUUGCGCCGCGAAAAGGUCAACGGGAGACCCAGCAUCGGUAGCCGAAGCGCCCACAGAAGCCGUCCCAUCCCCCAGGUGCGCGUCCAGCCGCCGUCCAGCGAGGACAACCAGAGCGACGACAGCGAGGACGUUGUGGAUUUGUUGUCGCCAUAAACCCGUAUGAUAUAUUUAUGUUAAGGCGCACCCCGAUGCAAUAGUACCAGCUGCUGAUCUGUGUUCUACUUUACGACUAUAGGGACAAUUGAUAUUUUAAGUUUAUAUACUAGGUACCAUUUUAUGUAUUUUCAAUUAUUUAGCUAAAGCAGAAAUAUACUUUAAUUUGCAAUAUUUUA